UGAUCAGUGUCUAAAAUUUCUAAGAUGCUUUGAUGCCUUGGGGGCUCCAGUCCGCCGCUCGUCGCCUGUAAAAUCUCAUCUAAGCUUGAUCGCGCAAUAACCCCAGCCCCAUAUGAGACAACUCUACAACGCUUCGAACCCGGUUCCUGUACACUCACGACAGCCCGAGAACCGGAUUAGUCAUGCUGUCACCGACCAAAGCUAUCCAAAUACAACAUACCUCCUUAGUUUCGGGCACACUACUCAGUUACAACAUGGAGGUAGGCAAGCAAGUACCGAUUCAGACAGUGGACUUUCCUUUGUCGCUCCUUAUAAUCCAAACUGCAUCUCUGACGCUUUUCCCCAUACUGAAUCUCUCGCCCUCGCCUAUCCUCUUUCUCUACCUUGCCCGACUUCUUUGUCGUCAUUCAUAACCCUCAUCCUAGUGAUUCUUUGGUGACUCGUACUCGUGCUACCCACAUAUUAAUAUUUGGAGUUUUGCCUUCGCUGCGAACUCCUCUAAAACCUAAGUUCCCACGAGAUUUGGGUAAAAGAAAAUCCAUCACAUCAAACCUACUCCCCUUCCAGCAAAAAUGGAAUCAUCUUCGAGUUCACCUAACUCUUAUUCCCCUCACCUCAUACCCAAAGAUCAUCCGUCCGGUGCCGAUACAGAAUCCGGAUAUGCUUCAGCAACAUCAUCAACAGCAGGAUCCUCGAGUAACCUGCCUCAGGUGACACUCACCCGACCCCAUAUCAAGUACCUCAACGAGCAACUAGAAAAGAUGGACGCAAUGGGUAGGCUUCGUUUCGUCAAGAUUUGCUUUCCCAAUUUAUAUCAAUCCACCGCCUUUGGCUUGACCGGCCUAGUAUCCACGGAUAUGCUUUCCAAGAUUGAGAAGGAAUCCCCGCAUUCCGCACCUGUCGACCUCAUUUUUCUCGAUACUCUUUACCACUUCCAGGAGACCUACGAUCUCGUUGACCGCGUUAAAGAGAGAUACCCGAAUGUCCGUGUCCAUACGUACAAACCGCACAAGGUUAACACUGCUGCCGAGUUUGAAGCGCGGUAUGGCGUCAAACUAUACGAGACUUCGGCUGAGAUGUACGACUGGACUGCUAAGGUCGAACCCCAACAAAGGGCUUACUCCGAACUGAGCGUGGCCGCUGUGCUCACGGGCCGGAGACGCUCCCAAGGGGGUGAGCGUGACAAGAUUGGUGUCCUAGAGGUAGAUGAGGAAACAGGGAUUGUAAAGAUUAACCCCCUUGUGGACUGGUCAUUCACUCAAGUUAAGGAAUACAUCACGAAGAAUGACGUGCCAUACAAUGAGCUACUCGACAGAGGGUACAAAUCCGUCGGGGAUUGGCAUUCGACGUCGCCAGUCUCAGCAGGUGAAGAUGAGAGAGCCGGUCGAUGGAAAGGCCAGGCCAAGUCGGAGUGUGGUAUCCACAACAAAAAGUCGCGAUAUGCGCAAUACCUCCAAGAUCUUCAACGAAAAGCCGAAGAGGAACAACUUACUGCGGCGCUCGAGAAGGUAGAGAGGGAGCAAAAUAGCGAGGUUUCCGCAUAGAAGUUAAGUCCC
Hypoxylon trugodes is the source of this 1556-nucleotide messenger RNA. RefSeq names its product phosphoadenosine phosphosulfate reductase. Gene Ontology annotation, molecular function: phosphoadenylyl-sulfate reductase (thioredoxin) activity. NCBI's taxonomy places the organism in Eukaryota, Fungi, Ascomycota, Sordariomycetes, Xylariales, Hypoxylaceae. Gene Ontology annotation, cellular component: cytoplasm. The transcript has a single exon. The record is from RefSeq and is a predicted model, not a curated record. Bases 573 to 1544 code for a protein of 323 amino acids.